Messenger RNA from Myotis brandtii (Brandt's bat), 3747 nucleotides. RefSeq names its product transmembrane protein 231 (gene TMEM231). The record is from RefSeq and is a predicted model, not a curated record. The transcript has 7 exons. Gene Ontology annotation, biological process: cilium assembly; regulation of protein localization. Lineage: Eukaryota; Metazoa; Chordata; Mammalia; Chiroptera; Vespertilionidae. The coding region runs from base 1260 to 2192 and encodes 310 amino acids. Gene Ontology annotation, cellular component: ciliary transition zone; ciliary membrane.
CAAAAUGCUGACACGCCGAGCUCAAAAGGUUCACCAUCACUGCACUAGAACCAUCUAUUCUAGAACCAUCUUAUUUUGAUGGUUAUUUAAUUGAAUGAAAGACAUCUACUUAAAGCAUAGAUACAACAUACUGUAAUGUCAGAAUCAUAACAAGAUUUAAGAAAUACAAUUACUAUCUUUAAGAGUUUCGUGGCCAUCCCAGAAAAGCUUUAAAGCAAGAAUGAGUAGUGCUGGACCAGAGGUCAAAAGCAUCUUUUGGCUGAUGACAUUGUCAUUUUGGACUGUGGUAAGGAACCUGGAUCAUUUUUAAAGAAGGGCAGGUCUUGACCUCUCUCUGUUUUUCUGUUAGGAUCUCAGCUGUUCUCUUAAUAUAAAAGCCACUUCUAGGUUGCCUUCACAAUAAGGGCCUCAACUACUGGACUCCACACGCUGUCUUGGCACUGUAAUGUGACCCUUCAAGGCCUUUUGAUGAACUUGGAUGUGAACCAUGGUUUUUAAAAAGAGAGAGAGAAAAUUUCUGCCAUGUUUGAAAUACUGGCUUACAGCCGGGGAUUGGGGCAUUCAAUUCAGUGAUAAGCCAGUGUUAUCUUUGGGGAGGAUCACAGCUUCCCCUAAAACCGAGAGACAAGCUUGUGCCCAAUCAGGGUAACAAAGUAUGACCGAGAGAGCCAUGUAGUAAUUAUUCUUUAUCCCACGAAGAACCGGGAGAUUUGUGUCCUGUUUCCGUCCCUAUGCUGCCGUAUAGUGAAAGCAACAGGAAAUUUAGAGACAAAGGGGCCUGAUCUUGGUCUUAGCCCAGGACCAGGUCGGAGAUCACGGACACAAGGAUGUUCUGUGCUUUCCUUCAAUGCAGGGUGUAUCGGGACUGGUUGAACUCAAGUAUGAACCAUUGAUUCAUAUUUAAUGAAAGACGCACAAAUAUUUAACUUCGGGCCAACUUUUAUGAAAAUCUUAUUUCACACACAUUAACACGACAGCUACGAUUUUGGUGCACAGAAACGUAUUCCCACUCCGCCUUUGGGAAAACGCCCGUAAUGUGUAAAGCGAGGUCAACCGUCCCAGUGGGCACCGCCCCUCCUUAGCUCCCCGCCCACCGAGGUCCCGGGGCCUUGCUAUUGGUUCCCUUCCUUGCGCCGUCCGUUGCCGUGGAGACCAAGGCUAUGGCAACCAGGAGAAGCCAAACUUGCUCAUCCCUUCGCUACCGCCAAGGGGUCUAGAGUCUCGACUCUAGGGGUGCGGACUCGCUCGGCGCUGUGCUCAUGGCGCUCUACGAGCUCUUCUCUCAGCCGGUCGAGCGCGGCUACCGCGCGGGGCUGUGCUCCAAGGCCGCGCUGUUCCUGCUGCUGGCCACCCACCGCCUUCCCGCCCUUUUCACCUCAGGGUUUUGGCUGAAGCGAAGCAGCUACGAGGAGCAGCCGACUGUGCGCUUCCAGCACCAGGUACUGCUCCUGGCCCUGCUAGGACCCGAGCGCGGCGGGUUCCUCGCCUGGAGCACGUUCCCCGCCUUCAACCGGCUGCAGGGGGAUCAUCUGCGCGUCCCGCUCAUUUCGACUAGAGAAGAAGACAGAAACCAGGACGGGAAAAUGGACAUGUUACAUUUUAAACUGGAGCUUCCCCUGCAGUCCACGGAGCAUGUUCUUGGUGUGCAACUCAUCUUGACUUUCUCCUACCAAUUGCAUAGGAUGUCAACCUUCGUGAUGCAGAGCAUGGCAUUUCUUCAAUCCUCCUUCGCUAUUCCGGGGUCCCAGUUAUAUGUGAACGGAGACCUGAGGCUGCAGCAGAAGCAGCCCCUAAGCUAUGAUGGCCUAGACGUGCGAUACAACGUGUCUGUCAUCAACGGAACCAGUCCUUUUGCCUAUGACUAUGACCUCACGCAUAUUGUUGCUGCCUAUCAAGAAAGGAACAUAACCACCAUCCUGACUGUCCCCAACCCCAUCUGGCUGGUCGGAAGGGCUGCCGAAGCUCCAUUUGUGAUUAAUGCUGUCAUCAGAUACCCUGUGGAAGUCAUUUCUUAUCUACCAGGAUUCUGGGAAAUUAUAAAGUUUGCCUGGAUCCAGUAUGUCAGUAUCUUACUUAUCUUCCUCUGGGUGUUUGAAAGAAUAAAAAGAUUUGUGUUUCAAAAUCAAGUGGUCACCACAAUCCCUGUAACAGCAAUGCCCCAGGGAGAACUCUAUAAGCAGCACUUGUCGUAAGAAGACCAUGACUCUAAGCAGGACCUGGCUACCUCAUGUUGUCUUCUGAGAACUGCCACCUUAGGACACUUCUGAAAAGGGCCAUGGGCAUGUGCCAGCAUGUGUGUUUUUCCUACCAGCGACAAAGAAGAAUUCUUUCUAAUUUUUCUCUACACAAAUUCCAUAUCUUCUAAGUGCCUACCAAAAUCAUCAGAGACUAGUUUGUGGGAAGGUCUGAAAAGGCUAUAAUUUGUUCUCCCGCCCCCCUUUUUUUGCCCUAGACUUGAAUUUUAAGAGAAAACUAUAAUCAAUUGAGACAUGUUGGAAAGAGUAUCACCUCUAGUCAAGCAGACUUUUGCUUCCUUGAACCAAGAAACAUGCUAUGCAUUUCUUCCCCCGAUUGUAAAGCACUUUUGACUCUUUUCAGGGCUCUCAGAACAGAUAUGCAAAUCAUUAGCAUUUCCCCCAUUCAGAACUUUGAUUUCCAGAACUGAGAGGCCUUUAACUGGAGAACUAGAGAGAGAGGGAGUGCUCAAGAACAUGUGUGUGCCCCCACGUGAGGGUGGGCAACUUGAGGACACUAGGACCAUCCACCUGCCCUCAGUCUAACAGACAUCUUCUGUCAUCAGCUCAGCUGAAAAGCCCUUUAUCCUGCCCUUAUGUGGCUGGCUCUUUUCCCUGCCUUUUGCUCUCUGUCUGUGCCCCUGGAGUAGCAGGCUGAAGUCAGAAGUGCUGUUUUCAUUCACAAUCCUCUGGGCAACUGUGUGGGGAAUAAGGAUUGUAACUUUUUUUCUCUCUGGCCCUCACCCAACAGCCUGGACACUUGCCACUCCUCCUUCUCGACAGCCUCUCCCCCUUCCUGAAAAGGACAUGGGUGACAGAGGACCUGUUGUUGGUAUUGGCUCCCUGCCCAACAACCAGAGUUUAUUUGGAGGGCUAGCGGGAAGCCCAGCUCCUUGUAUUUCCCUUGACUAAGGAACAGGGUGCCCAUCGGAGCAGGCUGCUUUGGGAGGGACGCAAGGAGCAGUGCGGGGAGAAAGAGGAUGCUAGCCCCCGCAGCUCAGUCCAGCCUGGCCCAGAGCAGAAUGGCGGGCAGUCCAGUCAGAUGACGCUCAUGACUAAGCGAGUGUCUGCAGGAGAAGAGUGCUGGGACAGGUCUUUGUUACACACAGAGACUGAUUUCUUUUCGUCCUAAGAAAACAUGGGGUUCCUCAGAGGAUGGAUAGAUCUGCUUUAUGAUCCCGAGAUGUCAUUGGUACUGAAAGGACACACCCACUAUGACCUGUGCUUCAGGCCCAUUCAUAAACACACACGUCAGUGUGUGCCUCAGUUUACCUUGGAGAUUCAGUUUUUAUUUCCAAACCACCUUUUCUUUCAGGCUGACUAAAAUAAGUAUUUUGGAAACAAAGCUAUUUUGAAGUGUUCAAGCACACAAAAUCCUAACAGUGGCCCCUCUGGUUUUUCUUUUAAACUUUAGGACUGCUUAUUUAUAUGUCUAAAAUUUUUUUGAGAUUUCAAUCAAUGAAAAUUGGUUGCUGAAUUUUCUGAAUUACAAAAAGAUAAGGAGAUAUGGAAA